AAAUUCAUGAGCGGCCCGUUGAGAGAAGUAUGGAAAAUAGAUGUUGGCUGGCUGCGCCAACUUCUAUAAAUUGAAUGGACCGGUUUACAUUUCAGGAGAUAAUUUCGAAACUUAAACUUGGUUUUGUUUUUUCGCUGUUUGCUUGAGAGAGGGAGAGAGAGAGAGUUUUCAGGUUCUGAUUCUCUCCAUGGAGCCGGAAUCUGGAAUUUCAACUCCUUCUCGCAGCUCUUCUCAGCGCUCUUGGGUGAAUCUCUCCAGGAACCUAAUAUUAGCAUACCAAAGUCUUGGUGUAGUAUAUGGAGAUCUGAGCACUUCACCUCUCUAUGUUUAUUCCAGUACAUUCAUAGGAAAGCUGGAGAACAAUAGGACUGAGGAAGCAAUAUUUGGUGCAUUUUCCUUAAUUUUUUGGACCCUUACCUUAAUACCCUUACUCAAAUACGUGUUCAUUGUACUGACUGCAGAUGAUAAUGGUGAAGGUGGCACAUUUGCUCUCUACUCAUUGCUUUGUAGGCAUGCAAAGUUUAGCUUACUUCCCAAUCAACAAGCAGCCGAUGAGGAGCUUUCGACAUACAAAUAUGGCCACCCAAUGCAGUCUGCUACCUCUUCUGCUCUUAAGAGAUUUUUGGAGAAACAUAAAAAGCUACGAACAGCUCUACUGGUUGUGGUACUUUUUGGUGCUUGUAUGGUCAUAGGUGAUGGUGUGCUCACUCCAGCAAUAUCAGUUCUAUCAGCGGUGUCAGGGCUACAGGUUACAGAAGCUAAAUUAACUGAUGGUGAAUUGCUCUUGCUUGCCUGUGUAAUAUUGGUGGGCCUGUUUGCUUUGCAGCAUUUUGGCACUCGAAAAGUAGCUUUUAUGUUUGCGCCAAUUGUAAUGAUCUGGUUGGUUUCGAUUCUAUCUGUUGGUUUGUACAACAUCAUACAUUGGAAUCCAAAAAUUGUUCGCGCAAUUUCUCCAUAUUAUAUUAUCAUGUACUUUAAAGUGUGUGGCAGAGAUGGCUGGAUUUCUCUUGGAGGGAUCCUUCUUUGCAUAACCGGUACUGAAGCUAUGUUUGCAGACAUUGGUCACUUCACUGCCUUGUCAAUUAGACUUGCAUUUGCUUUUGUCAUAUACCCUUGUUUGGUAAUACAAUACAUGGGUCAGGCUGCUUUCUUGUCCAAAAACCUCGACAAGAUUCCGAACUGUUUUUAUGACUCUAUACCUGGUCCUGUAUUUUGGCCCGUCUUUGUCAUUGCCACCCUUGCAGCUAUUGUUGGGAGUCAGGCUAUUAUCACAGCUACUUUCUCUAUCAUCAAACAAUGUAAUGCCCUUGGUUGCUUUCCACGUGUGAAGGUUGUCCACACCUCAAAGAAUAUAUAUGGGCAGAUAUAUAUUCCAGAAAUAAACUGGAUCCUAAUGAUCCUUACUCUUGCUAUCACUAUUGGGUUUCAGGACACAACUUUAAUAGGAAAUGCUUAUGGACUUGCUUGCAUGACGGUGAUUCUCAUCACAACAUUUCUCAUGGCACUAGUCAUAAUAUUCGUUUGGGAGAAAAGCAUCUUCCUGGCAGCAAUUUUCCUUCUAUUCUUCUUGUUCAUUGAAGGUACUUACUUAUCAGCGGCAUUAACUAAAGUACCUCAGGGAGGGUGGGUUCCUCUUGUGCUCUCAUUCAUCUUUAUGGCUGUUAUGUACAUCUGGCAUUAUGGGACUCGCAAAAAGUACAACUUUGACCUGCAUAACAAAGUUUCAUUAAAAUGGUUAAUUGGUUUAGGCCCCAGCCUUGGUAUUGUUCGUGUGCCUGGGAUCGGGCUUAUAUACUCAGAGCUGGCAACAGGAGUCCCUGCAAUCUUCUCUCACUUUGUUACGAACCUUCCUGCAUUUCACAAUGUGCUUGUCUUUGUCUGUGUUAAAUCAGUUCCGGUCCCAUAUGUUUCACCUGAAGAACGGUUUCUCAUUGGCCGUGUUUGCCCAAGGCCGUAUCGUAUGUAUAGGUGCAUUGUGAGGUAUGGUUACAAAGAUAUUCAACGUGAUGUUGGUGACUUUGAGAACCAGCUCAUACAAAGCAUAGCAGAGUUUAUCCAGAUGGAAGCAGUUGAACCACAGCCCUCUAGUCCUGAGUCUUCACUGGAUGGAAGGAUGGCUGUCAUAAGCACUAGAAAUGUUGAAUCAAGCUCGACAUUCAUAAUAUCUGAGCAAGGAGAUAUUGAUUUGAGCGACUCAAUCCAGAGCAGCAAAUCUGUAGCCCUGCAGAGUUUGCAAUCUGUUUUUGUUGAUGAGGAUCCACAAGUCAGGAGGCGCCAGGUGAGGUUUCAGUUACCACCAAAUCCUGCAAUGGAUCCUGCAGUUAAGGAUGAGCUGAUGGAUUUGAUCCAGGCAAAGGAAGCAGGGGUCGCAUACAUAAUGGGACACUCAUAUGUGAAGGCUAGGAAAUCAUCUUCAUUUUUGAAAAGGUUUGUGAUCGAUAUUGGGUAUUCGUUUCUUCGCAAGAAUUGCAGGGGGCCAGCUGUGGCACUAAAUAUUCCUCAUAUCAGUCUAAUUGAAGUCGGUAUGAUAUACUAUGUUUAGUUAAAAAAAGAAAAAAAAAAAAAAUUCAAUCAUCUAUGAACCGCAGUGUCCGUAAUUUUGUAUGUGUGGAUAAGGAGGCAUCUCGUGUCAUACUCAGUGGAGUAGGAGUACAUAUAUGUUAAAUAGAUAAUCUGGAUGCAGGAAAUUUGUGGAGAAACUUCCUCAAUCCUGUAUCUCUGUUUUCCUUUGUACAGAGGACAUUUAUUUUCGUUUAAUGACUUUUUUAGGUGUUUAUUUUCA
Molecule: messenger RNA, 2782 nt
Organism: Pistacia vera
Lineage: Eukaryota; Viridiplantae; Streptophyta; Magnoliopsida; Sapindales; Anacardiaceae
Product: potassium transporter 4-like
Exons: 9
Coding region: 188-2542 (784 amino acids)
Biological process (GO): cell tip growth; potassium ion transmembrane transport
Cellular component (GO): membrane
Molecular function (GO): potassium ion transmembrane transporter activity
Source: RefSeq, a predicted model, not a curated record